This is a messenger RNA of Mesorhabditis spiculigera, 378 nucleotides long. NCBI's taxonomy places the organism in Eukaryota, Metazoa, Nematoda, Chromadorea, Rhabditida, Rhabditidae. The record is from the annotation of a GenBank genome assembly.
AUGGAUUGGCGCAGCUACAUUGACGAUCAAUUGGUGGGCAGCGGUAGCGUCACCAAAGCAGCGAUCGUGGGCCUCGAUGGCGCCAUCUGGGCGAAGAGCGACCACUUUAAUAUUGGCGAUGACGAGGCGGCGGCGGCCGCCCAGGGAUUCGUCAACUCGGAAACGCUGUACGCUAGCGGGCUGAAAUUCGAAGGCAUCAAAUACAUGAUUAUCAAGGCUGAUCAUGAACAGAUUUUUGGCAAAAAGGGAACCGGCGGGUUUGCGGCUUCCAAAACGAAGAAAGCCGUGAUCAUCUCCAUCUACGAUGGAACAAUCCAGCCUGGAAACUGCGCACUCACGACACAAAGAUUGGCCGACUACCUCAUCGAAAACGACUAU